AUGGAUUACUCAUUAAAAGACUCUAACCCUAAUUCACUCCUUCCGCCUCCUCUCCAAAUCCAGAUUCGGAAUCUCUUCUCCUCUCCUCUCUGUCGCCAUCUAUUCUCCUCUCUGUUUCCCCUCUCUUCUCCUCCCCGUCGCCUCCGCCCUCCAGCCGUGCUCCAGAUUCUUGGCCGUCUGCUCCUCUCCACGUUGACGCCCCUCCACCCGACGACUCGUCGCCUUCCAGCGUCCAGCAGCCGCCUCCUCCCUCAGCCAGCCACGCCGCUCAAGAAGAUGUUGAAUAAUGAAAGAGAAGCCAUUGGAGAUAGCAUUGAUGUAACUAAAGUUACUCCCCAUGAGGAUGACAAAGGCCAUGAAAAAAAGAGAAGUUUGAUCAAGAAAAGGCUAAGAAAGGCUUUAGCUUUUAUGCUAAUGGUUGAUGAGUUGCCUAGAUAUGUAAAUUUUGUUGGUUGAUGUAUGUUAAUCAUGUUAUUAUAGUUUUGUGAUUUUUUUUAUUUUGGUUUUUCGGUUUUUUCAUACAAUUUCGGUUUUUGGUUGAAAUUUAAAAAUUUCGGUUUUUCGGUUUAA
Messenger RNA from Salvia splendens (bonfire salvia), 570 nucleotides. RefSeq lists its product as uncharacterized. The record is from RefSeq and is a predicted model, not a curated record. The transcript is spliced from 3 exons. The coding region runs from base 1 to 456 and encodes 151 amino acids. Lineage: Eukaryota; Viridiplantae; Streptophyta; Magnoliopsida; Lamiales; Lamiaceae.